GUUUCUAAUGAAGAGAUGCUUGGAACUGUUCUUCGUAAAUCAUUCGAAAGACAUUCAAAUUUUAGACGUCAGCAAUUGUUCGGACGAGAUACCCGAUGACGUGUGGUUAAAAUGCGUGAUAAGAUUUAAAUACGUUCAAUCACUCCGUAUAGUGAACACAGAACUGGAAUAUGACUUAGUGAUUGAUAUUUUAAUCAGACUUCCUCAUCUGCAAGAGCUGAUUUUAACCACGCAUCAAACGCUUUUACUGAAAACUGAAGAAAGAUAUGACUACACAUUAAACAAGGAUCUUAUAAACUCCAAACUUUUAUUGAUGGCAGAAAAACUGGACCGAAAUCCGCUGAAAAAAUUAAGUAAAAUGCAGAUAUCAAUUGAUAAUUCUUACUGUAGUUAUUGUUUCUUGCAUCUAUUGUUGUUAUACCUCCCAAAUAUAGAAUAUAUCCACAUUCAUCUGGUGAAUUAUCUUCUUGAAAACAAAGAUGAUUCAAGAUUCUAUUUGCCAGUUCUGAGUAAUGCAACGUUUUAUUGGAAACUAAACUUAAAUAAAUUGGUUAGCAUCAUCUUAACCGAAGAUAAUUAUACCGAUGACGAUUACACGAAUAAAAUGAAAAUGGAGAAUGAUUACACCUUAUUGAAAUGGAUUCUGGAAGGGCGAAUGCAAGACGUUCCUUUGAAUGAUUACUGGAUGGCGCCUGAAAUCGCGGACAGAUUUGCUGUACAAAAGAAAAAGGAGGAAAACAUUUUACGUUCAAGUUUCCUGAAUAAUUUAUGUUCGGCUGAUUCGAAUUAUUUCAUCGACGAAGGCAUGAAAUAUGGAAUAGUCGAGGAACAUUCGGAAGCGAAAUACGUCAGUUACAGAGAUUCUAAAUUCGAAAAUGAAGAUUUAGAAAAUUUCCUGAAAUUCGCCACUAAAAGUUUGCAAUAUCUUUGCUUCAACAAAGUGAAUUUUACUAGAGAUAAAUUGAUAGUCAAUAGAUUUAAUAAAUUACUCGCCUCUUGUUUUCUUAUAAAAGAAUUAAAUCUAAUCAGCUGCCAUAUUGGAUUAUGUCGUCACUUAUUCAAUGGAAUCAGUAAAUUAAGAGGAUUGCAACGCCUCGCGUUACCCGCCUGUUCGGAAGUUAGCAAGUGCUGUAUUUCGAAAACUAGGAAUAAUAUCACCGUUAAAUCCUCUAGUAGUGAUUCACUGCUCGUGUCCAUCGCCAAGAAAUGUCAUCAACUGUCCGAAUUAGAGAUUUAUGGGUGCGGUGUAUGCAAAAGCCAUGAAAAUUCAGAAUUGUGCUGGGAUACACAUCUGUCGGCUUUAUCCAAGAUGGGCAGAUUGACGUCUUUAACAUUAGUGAAUAUUCCUCAAAUAAGAGCAGCUCGUUUCCUGAAGGAUAUCGCAGUUAAUUGCCUAAAUAUCAAAAGUUUACGGAUUCAUAAUCUGGGAAAAUGUAAUUACUUGGAAUCCCUCUUCUGCUUUUUAAUGACGGCACCAAAUUUGGUGCAUUUCAGACUCGGUCAAAGUGAUAUCGAUUUAUCAGACUCGCGACUGUGGCAAGCGUUGAGCAAAGCAAAAAGGUUACAAGAGUUACGUGUUCUGUCAAAUAGGAAAACAACUGUACAGGGUGGUGAAAUUGUGGAAGCAUUGACAGAGCUCUCUAGUUUUUACGUUUUUCAUAUUCAUGCACCUGUUAAAAUUCAAAAGUACAGAAGAAUUUUAUCUUGGGCCGUAAAGAGAAAAGAGAAGAGUGGAAUAGACGUAGACAUUAAUCGAAGUGGAUACAAAUGGGUCGAUGACGACAUAAAUCUUUUAUUGAAGUUGCAGAAUGAAUGUCGAAAGUGUUUUACAUUCACUAAUAAUAGUUACCCAAAACACAAACUAAUGUCGAGUUGUUAGUUAAAUCCAGAAUAUUAUUAAUAUUGAAAAAAGAAGGCACUAGGUGGUAUUUUAUGUGGUUCCGGUCGUAAAGUUCAAAGUGCUGGAGUCACUUUAAGUGUUUUUGAGCCACCGAGUUAAUUUCUUUACACGGUAUGGAUCAUACGGAUACGGAUGCUAAAUACAGUGUAAUCAUAAACAGUUUAUAUUCAGAGCUCACCGUAAAAAAAACUACUAGGUAAAGCCAAAAUUUGGUUCAUAUUAGACAAAUUAUUUUUUCUACAGAGACAUUGAGAGAGAGAGAGAAAACGUACUUCUUUAAAUGCAGUGAAAGAAUAAUAAUAAUAAUAAUUAAAAGCGAGAUAAAGUAAUAAAA
Centruroides sculpturatus (bark scorpion) is the source of this 2234-nucleotide messenger RNA. RefSeq lists its product as uncharacterized. NCBI's taxonomy places the organism in Eukaryota, Metazoa, Arthropoda, Arachnida, Scorpiones, Buthidae. Gene Ontology annotation, biological process: SCF-dependent proteasomal ubiquitin-dependent protein catabolic process. The coding region runs from base 8 to 1879 and encodes 623 amino acids. The transcript is spliced from 9 exons. The record is from RefSeq and is a predicted model, not a curated record.